AUGUCGCAAUCCAAUAACAGCUCUUCGUCGACCAACGAAGAAGUUGUUGUUGAAGUUUCCAAAAGAGAAAACGAAGGACUCGAUGUUAUGAAAAGUGAGGCUCGCUCGGUCGUGUCUUCGCAGUCCGGUGAGCAUUCUUCGGCAGAAAAGGGCUACAAGACUGUUACUUCCAGAGACGCAGAUGUCACACUCCAAUUUCUGAGAGAAAAUGACCAUUUGGUCGAGCCCAUCACGCCGGAAGAAGAACGUAAACUUUCGAGAAAAACGAUGUGGAUUGUUGUGGGACUCACAGCGCUUAUCAACUUGCUGCUGUAUGCAGACAAAGCAGUCAUGUCCUUCGCAGCGAUUUUCACUUUUUUCGAAGACACCGGGCUCACGCAAAACAAGUACAAUAACGCAAACACACUGUUUUAUGUUGGUUACAUUGUCGGACAGGGGAACUUGUACUUCAUCCAGAAACUUCCACUUUCUCGAGUAAUGGUGGUCAUGACAUCUCUCUGGACUGUUAUCAUUUUCCUGCAUUGCACAGCGCACAAUUACCAAGGUGUGUACGUUCUGCGCUUUUUCUUGGGAUUUGUGGAAUCGAUAGCCAUUCCUGCGCUUAACACCACUAUGGGUCAGUUCUUGACACCCCGGGAGAAAUCUGCAACAGCACCAGUGUUCUACGCCGCAUGUAUGGGUGUAACGAUCCCGGUCGGUUUCAUUGCGUACGGUGUUCUAAACAUCAAUGACCCUCCCAUCGCGGCAUGGAAAAUAUUCACCAUUAUCAUUGGUGGGUGUACAUUCCUGCUCACCGUUCUGAUCUUUUUCGUGUACCCCAGCAAUCCAACUGACGCUGUUUUCUUGUCAAAGAAAGAGAGAAUAUGGACGAUAAGAAGAGUUCAAGAAUCCACGGGCUCUUCGAUUGAGCAGAAGACAUUCAAGCCAUACCAAGUCAAAGAAGCCCUUAAGGAUCCUAUCAGUUGGAUUUUUGGUGCAUUUUUCUUGUUGCAACAAUUGGCCAACAACUUGACGUAUCAGCAGAACUUGCUUUUUGAAAACUUGGGCCAGAUUUCGAACUUGGACUCUACCCUGGUGUCGGUAGCAUCCGGCGGUUUCGCUGUUGUGUGCGCGAUUAUCGCAACCACUUUCCUGCUUUACAAGAAGAACUUCGUGGCCUUCUCUGUCGUCGCUUGGAGUUCUAUUUCGUUUGUGGGGUCAAUUGGUGCAGCUACAUUGCCAUGGCAUAAUUCCGUGGGGCUUUUGGCAUUCGUUUGUCUUGCCUCACCCGUCUUUGGCAUCCCGUGGAUUUUGAUGUUCAGCUGGAACGCACAAACGUGCUCGGGCUAUACCAAGAAGCUAACAAGAAAUGGUAUCGUUAUGUUCUGGUUUGGUGUCUCGAAUUUAAUUUCUCCGCAAUUAUGGCAGGAAAAAGAUGCUCCUCGUUACAUACCUGCGUGGAUUGUUCAAAUCGUGCUGUCGUUUUGCUUGGCUCCAUCAUUGGCACUCUUGAUUUGGUUUAUUUUAAGGCGUAGAAACAAGCAGAGACUCGCCAAAAUUGGCACUACAAAGAACAAAGCCGCAGUAGUCGAGGACGACGGCGAAAGAGUGGAGACAAACGUCGCUCUUUUGGAUUUGACUGACCUUGAGAACGAAGAGUUCAUAUAUCCUCUCUGA
Lachancea sp. 'fantastica' is the source of this 1656-nucleotide messenger RNA. Lineage: Eukaryota; Fungi; Ascomycota; Saccharomycetes; Saccharomycetales; Saccharomycetaceae. The record is from the annotation of a GenBank genome assembly.